CAUUCACAAAUGUAUGAAUAAAAGUGAUAUCUUGGAUUUUGUCUCGAACAAUGCAUAUAAGGAAGUUGAUGUAAUUUUAAAAAUUUGCGGAUAUAUUGUUGAGGAACUAAAUGAUGACCUCAAAGUAUAUGUGAAAUGGGGUGAAUCUUUCUACCCAUUGAGUAAAAGUACGAACUAUACCAAUGGUCGUAAAUGCGAUGUUCAAUUCCUAUCAAUGUCAGGUGUUAAUGUUGGAGAAUGGGAAUUUUCCGCCAAAAUCACAGCAACAAGGAUCAUUAGCGAUAGGUGUUACUCUGCUAGAAUUAAUCAAUCUAUUUUAAAUGGAUUACUAGAAUAUAAUCUCAGUGAUGAACAAGCUGAGAACAUUUGCGUGCCUUUUUUACAGUUUGACGGUACAAGUGGACAACUAUUGAUUGAGAAUCUGGUCGAAGGCUUUUAUAUUGUUUUUCCGGGACCUAAAUUUGAGUUACCUACGAAACUUAGGGAUAUUAGAAAAUUAAAAACUUCUGUUUGCAUUAUAAAGUCAGCCAUGGAUAUGUAUAAAAAAACGUGCGAGAUUAUAGAAAAUCUAGAAACGACUCAUCAUGAAUUUGAAGAUAUUUUUAGUGAGGAUGAGAUUAAUACCACAAAGCCCAUGCAUUAUAAGUACAAAUAUGCUC
Racocetra persica is the source of this 659-nucleotide messenger RNA. The record is from the annotation of a GenBank genome assembly. Lineage: Eukaryota; Fungi; Glomeromycota; Glomeromycetes; Diversisporales; Gigasporaceae.